UUCGGGUUGGGAUUUUCUGACGCCGUAUGUUUUUCUUAAAAUAUCUGUUUUCGUACAUUGUUGGGGUUCGUCAACCGCGCGCGAUCGGCGCCGUAAUCGGCAGUGGAAAUGAUGAACUCCAGUGUCGACCUGUCCCGGCGGAAUCCGCAGGAGGAUUUCGAGCUGAUCCAGAGGAUAGGAAGCGGCACAUACGGAGAUGUGUACAAGGCUCGUAAUGUAAACACAGGAGAGCUGGCUGCUAUCAAAGUCAUCAAACUGGAACCGGGUGAGGACUUUGCUGUCGUCCAGCAGGAGAUUAUAAUGAUGAAGGACUGUAAACACUCCAACAUCGUAGCCUAUUUUGGCAGUUAUCUCCGGAGAGAUAAGUUAUGGAUCAGUAUGGAGUACUGUGGGGGAGGUUCUCUGCAGGAUAUCUAUCACGUAACCGGGCCUUUGUCAGAGUCACAGAUAGCCUACAUGUCACGGGAGACCCUGCAGGGUUUAUAUUACCUACACAAUAAAGGCAAAAUGCAUAGAGACAUCAAGGGAGCAAACAUCCUCCUGACAGACAACGGCUAUGUUAAACUAGCUGACUUUGGUGUAUCGGCCCAGAUCACAGCAACUUUAGCCAAGAGGAAGUCAUUCAUUGGAACUCCGUACUGGAUGGCUCCAGAGGUAGCAGCGGUAGAGAGAAAAGGAGGUUACAACCAGCUGUGUGAUAUCUGGGCUGUCGGCAUUACUGCAAUAGAGCUGGCAGAACUACAGCCUCCCAUGUUUGACCUGCACCCCAUGAGGGCCCUCUUCUUAAUGACCAAGAGUAAUUUCCAGCCUCCUAAGUUGAAAGAUAAACUCAAGUGGACAAACAACUUUCACCAUUUUGUCAAACUGGCCCUGACCAAGAACCCAAAGAAGAGGCCCACCGCUGAGAAACUGCUGCAGCACCCUUUCGUGUCCCAGCCUCUCAGCAGGACUCUGGCAAUAGAGCUGCUGGACAAAGCCAACAACCCCGACCACAGCACCUUCAAUGACAUCGAUGAUGACGACCCUGAGCCAGAGUCUCCAGUCUCUGUUCCUCAUCGUAUUCGUUCCACCAGCAGGAGCGCCAGGGAGGGAAAGACAUUGUCAGAGAUUAACUUUGGUCAGGUCAAGUUUGAUCCUCCGUUGAGAAAGGAGACAGAACCUCAUCAUGAACCGUGUGAUUCUGAGCCCUAUCUGGACUGUGUUGAGGAGCUCUACUAUACCGCGAGAUCUAAUCUGGACUUGCAGUUGGAGUAUGGGCACGAUUCACCAAGUCUUCUGGGAGGAAACAAGAGCCUUCUCAAAUCUGUGGAGGAGGAGUUGCAGCAGAGGGGCCAUGUGGCACACUUAGGGGAUGAUGAGGAUGAGGAUGAUGAUGGUGCAGAUGAUGAUGAAACUCACACUCAUAAAUCGAGCACUAUCAUGAGACCAAAGGUCCCACCUCCGCUUCCUCCCAAGCCCAAGUCCAUCUGCUCGUCCCAGCAGCAGCAACAAAAACACGACGAUAGCCAAUCACACAGCGAGGACGACGGCGGAGGGGGAGGGACCAUCAAACGCUGCCCAGUCCCAGAGACGCCGAGCCCCGCCAAGCCCGCCUCCAACGUACCCCCGCGUCCCCCGCCCCCGAAGCUGCCGCCCCACCGCCGCAGUAGCCUAGGUAACGAGAGCCCCAAGCGCACGGACGUGGAAAACUCUGCCCCAGAGGAUGAUGGGAGCUUUAGGCAUUUCUGGGAGUGGCUCCACACGCCUCACACAGAGGAGGAGCUGGAGGAGGCAUGGGAGGUGCUGAAGGAGGUGAAAGAGGAGCAGGAAAAAGAGGAGGAAAAGGAAGAGAGUAAUGGGCUGAACUCUCCACACAGUGGAGACAGGGACGGUCCAGCAGACAGACAGUCCACUAUGCCCCCUAGUGUCCCCAUACGGAAAGACAAGAAGGACGUUCCGAAGCCAAUCAGUAAUGGCCUCCCCCCUACACCCAAAGUCCACAUGGGGGCAUGUUUCUCUAAGGUGUUCAACGGCUGUCCUUUGAAGAUCCACUGUGCCACCUCCUGGAUCAAUCCCGACACCAGAGACCAGUAUUUGAUAUUCGGAGCUGAAGAGGGAAUCUACACAUUAAACCUUAAUGAACUGCACGAGACCUCGAUGGAACAGCUCUUUCCUCGGCGGUGUACCUGGCUAUAUGUCAUGAACAAUUGUCUUCUUUCCAUAUCCGGAAAAGCCUCUCAGCUGUACUCCCAUAGUCUGAGCGGUCUGUUCGAACAGGCCAGACAGUUACAGAAGUUACCAGUAGCCAUUCCCACACACAAGCUGCCUGAUAAGAUGAUUCCCAGGAAGUUUGCGGUGUCCAAUAAAAUUCCAGACACUAAAGGGUGCCAAAAGUGCUGCGUAGUCCGUAACCCGUACACAGGCCAUAAGUACCUGUGUGGAGCCUUUCAGUCUAGUGUCAUGCUGUUGGAGUGGGUGGAGUCCAUGCAGAAGUUCAUGCUCAUCAAGAACAUCGACUUCCCGUUGCCGUGUCCGUUGGAGGUCUUUGAGAUGCUGGUGGUCCCGGAGCAGACCUACCCACUGAUCUGUGUGGCGGUCAGUAAAGGCACCGAACUCAACCAGGUGGUCCGGUUCGGCACCGUCAACCCCAACUCUACCUCCUCCUGGUUCACAGAAGCAGACACACCGCAGACGUGUGUGAUCCACGUCACUCAGCUAGAGAGAGACACUAUCCUAGUCUGCCUCGACCGGUGUAUAAAGAUAGUGAACCUCCAGGGAAGGUUGAAAUCCAGCAGGAAGUUGUCAGCCGAGCUCACCUUCAACUUUCAGAUCGAAUCCACAGUUUGUCUCCAAGACAGCGUCCUGGCCUUCUGGAGGCACGGCAUGCAGGGACGCAGCUUCAAGACCAACGAGAUCACCCAGGAGAUCUCUGACAGCACACGCAUCUUCAGACUACUGGGAUCAGACAGACGUGCUGACUGUAGAGAUCCAGAGGCUGAGGAGCGAGGCCUCGCCCUGCCCAGGGUGGUGGUGCUGGAGAGCAGGCCAACAGACAACCCUACAGCCCACAGCAACCUCUACAUCCUGGCAGGCCAUGAAAACAGCUACUGAGACACAUGCACACACGCACAUGAACACACUUCUCUAAAGAGCCUACCACUAACGCAAACAAGGGAGUGAGCAACCGGGAGACACACUCAGCCCAACCUUACCGCCAACCCACCCAACCUCCUGUCGGCCAGGCAGCUGGGAGAUGAGCCGUUCGCGGGUGCAGAUGUGGAUUCCCAGUGGCAGACAUUUAAAAAUGCACCGCAGUGUUAGAUGUGUAUUAGUUAUGCGUGUUGUAGUAGGGCAGCAGGGUUGUGGACCCGUUUCUGUCAGGGUUAAAACUGCUGGUCUGAGGCCAGCUUGGGUUCAGAUAGUCGGGGAAUCUCUUCUCUGCACCUUACGAGAGCGACCUCAACCCAGAAUCCUUCCUGAUACCACCCCACCUCCCCCCUGCAUACUGCACGCUGGGAAAACACCACCCGGCACAGAAGUCUGACUUCAACACUACUUCUACUACUAGUUCUACACAUACUACUACUACUACUGCUACUUGCGCUAAAGCUUCACAGAAGAGCCAUCUUGCACAGAAAACCUUUCUCUCCUUCAUUGUCCUUUUUUUUCCACCUUUUUUUUUUUAACUACACCUUUAUUUAUUGUGGCAUGAUGUAACUUUAACAACCAGGAUGGCUUUCCUGUUUUAUUUGUUUUUUUUAAAGGAUAAAAAAAAGAGAAAACACACUAAAAAAGCUUCGCCACCUCUGCUAGCAUUGAAUUCUGAUACCCGUCACCACACCACACAAGUGCUUAAUUGACCUCUAUUUAAUUGUUGUAAAUAUAAAUGUAGUAUUUUUUUGACAGAGACGAACACUAAAAAGACUGGUCAUGUAGAUAGGCGUGUGUAUAGUUGCUCUGUACAACUGUGGAGACAAGCGGAGAGACAGACAGGCGUGGACGAGUGACGGGGCAGUAAAUGCACUUCCUAGCUCCCGGAUCAUGUGACGAGGGUCAGGAAGCACAGACCCCUGCAGUCUCCUCAGGUGGACAGCUUCAGUAAUGGGAUAUUACUCUAAUAUCAGUCUGGAGCUCAGCAUUGGACUGAGCAAACGCAGGAAGCAGCACUGAUUGGUCAUUUUCAUUUUGCAUGCGUCACCAUCGAAACUUCCUGCGUGUUCGCACCAUAGCAGCAGUCGUCGGGGCAACGGAUGUUACAAUUUCUGUUCAUUUAAGUUUGCUUCUCCUGUUUCAUCGUUUUCAUUUUUUUAAUGCCGUUUUAAUCAGAAAGCUUUGUUUUUUUUUCCUGUCAGGCGAUUUUGUUUUUCUUUUAUUGAACCACUGGUGUUGAAAAUUUGCACAGAGAAAAAGGUAUUUGACAAACAAAUGUGAUGUCAUUAUAAUAUAUGACCUUGUGUGUCUGCACAGUGUGUGUGUGUAUGUGCGUGUGCCUAGACAUAGAUUAUGCACAUACAAGUGCAUCAUGUACAGAGCUGGUCUUUAACAGGUGGCAGUUAUGUUUCUGCUCGAAAAAGAGCACCAACAAAAGCUGGAUUUACACAGACGGAAAAUCACUCAUAUUUAUGCAGCAUAUAUUAGCCAUUAGCGGCAGAAAAGCCCUCCCAUUUACUGUACAGAGUAAAAUGAUGAGCUACAGGCACAACUCCCAUUCUGAGCUAGCUUCUGUUCUGCUAGCGUCCAAAACAAAAUGAGCUUCCUCAUAGAGGAUUUUCUAAGAAGCUGAAACAAGAUGUUGGGUAAAUGUAAGUGUGCACUAGCGUGCUCGACAUGUUGAACACAUUUUAAAAAAUGAUUGUUAGCAUUAAGCAUCUAUUACACACUGAAAAGUGCUGCAUGGUUGCUCAAUGCUAACAAAAUCACUCGUUUCACCUUUGUUAACAUCAUGAGGUGCUCAAGUUUUGCUGUAGCACAAUUGUAGACACCCAUUUAUCUGAGAUUAUAAACUUUAUGAUGUGUUUCAGCUUUUUCAGAAGGAACAGUCAAUGAAACAUGUUGAGCGAUGAAUGCUAGUAGAAGAGAAGCUCAUCCAGAAGUUCAGCAGGAAUUCUGUGUAAGUCCGAAUCUUUUAUUCCUUUUAGUCAUAUUUUAACUUCAGCCUCCGUCGCUGCGACUUUUUUAAAGGCCGACGUCUGUACGAGCAAUCACACUACAUGCAUGUAGAUGUACACUGUGUGGUGUGUGUCUACAUGCGGCAGUACGCUAGCAGUCUUUACAAGCUGUGACACUAGAGGUCGCUGGAGAGGGCGGGAACAACCUAACUGAGACGCCGUCACUGAACCAGAAAUCUCACAGAGCUGAAACGUUCGGGUUUUAAGUGGACCACAUUCCCGAAUUUCUCAUUUUCUCCAUGCAAAGACGUUAAUAAGCUUAUAGCUCAACCAGCCAACAAAGUAUAAACACCGAUCAGCCACAACAUUAAAACGUCACAAUUUUGGCGUCUGCUGCCAUCUAGUGGUGUAUUUUCACCGUGUGACGUGACUCAAAGUAACCCGACUGUGGACUAAAAACAGACUGAAGUAUCACAGACUUAAUGCGUCAUCAGACUGUAGCAACAAAGUGGAAAUCCAGUCGACACAAUAGGAAUGGGAACAGUUACAGUAUUGUCUUCUGUAAUGUAGGGGAUAGCUGUGGAAUGAAUGGAAAUAUUCUUAAAGGAUGACAACAUUUCAGCUCUGUGUACUUGUGCCGCUGAGAAGGCGGUUUUAAAAGGGACAUCGCCGUCUUGGCAGACUGACAAUUUAAGAGAAGAAUGCAACAGCUUUCCUCUUAUCGCCGUUCUGACGUUUCCUUCCAUUGCUCAGAAAGUCCACAUAAUGAUCUCAACCUCUUUUUGUUGUCACUUUGCCAACAUGGCAGCGUGUCCCUGCUGCAGACUCUCAGUGACAGGAAUCACACCGGUGCCCCUGCACGCUGUUUCACUGUUCUCAUGGGGUUUAUUUGUGGAUGAACAGAUCCUCUCAGUGGGUUCCAGCUCCUGAUGCACUGUUGUGGUGAAGUAGCUAAAACAAACCCAGUCUCGGUAAGCGUAGUGAGCUUGAAUCCACUGUGAGGAUUUAAGUUAUUUGUCUACUUUUUAUGGCCUGCGCACACUUUUUGUGUCUAAAAAGGCCACAGAGCCUUGCUUUGCACCUGGAAAAACAAAUGUCAUAUAAAUCACACAAGACAUUUAGACACUAAACUUAAUUGCCAUGUAGUAAGUUUGGAGUGGAAAAAUGUAUUCAUUUAUGGAGCCUUUCAUAGGACUCUAAUGGCUCUAAUAUAACCACAAAUCAGCCAUAGAAGAGAUAAAUAUGAAAUCAGUUGAACUCUACUGGCGACAGCUGGGGUUGAUCCACUUUCAGGGCAAGACAUUUGUUCAGACCAGUAAGGAAAGAGUUUAAACUGAAUCUCAGAGCACAUUACAGUUUCACAAUGUAUAUAUUUGAAGGAGCUUUUCGCGUAAAAAGCCUUUAUAAUCGAACGCAAACAUUAAAAAUGCAUUAGCAUUGUUUUGACUUGCCUUGGAAGUGAAUCACUACCCCAGAUGAGCUAUUUAGCCACGGCCGUGCUAAUACAUGUGCUUCUAGCCAACACCCAUAAACAAACAAGUGUCGCAGUUUCAGGGCUGCAGCCGAGUUUUAUUCACACAUUCAGGUUAUUUAACACCAAUAGUUUUCUAUCAGUUUGUUCUGACAGUAGCAAAAAGAUAUUAGCUCUACCAAGUACACUGCGUAGCCUCAUCAUGACGUCAGCCAUUAAGCCUAAUUAAUCACUUUCAUAUUUAGGCUCAAUUCAUUCAAUUUGAUUGGUUGCUGCUUGAUUAGAAUACAGAGUGUCAGCAGCCCUGAGCAACCAAACCUGUUACCGGUUCAUCGUAUAUAUGGAAAAAAAAUGUCAGGCCUUUACAUUAGAGCUCAGUUGAUGUCAAAGAACGUAUAUUUUACAUUUUGAAUGUAAUGCCAAAAUAUGUUUCAAAUUUUAUGGCCAAAUUUAGAUCUAGUCUACCUCGUACAUCCUGAAUAAAUGAAUUAAAAAAAAACAAUAUGUCUGAUUCAAAGGCAGCCAUAAACAGCGUAUAACAAAACACGCUCUCUGAGACUUGAUAGAAUGUCUCUGUCGUCUCGGUUGACGUUUGUAAAUGAUCUGAGAGCUCAUCAUGAUGCUAAAACUUAACACGUGGGAACAAAGUGAACGAGAGUUUCCAUUGAAAGUGACUUUAAAGUCGUCUUUGUUUCCUAAAAUAAUCCCAGUUUCUUUUACUAUGUGUUGAAUCAUGAGAUCUCAAGCCGAAGAAAAAACUCACCGUAUCGUAGCUGCGCAUCUAAAAUCGAGGAAAGCAUGUAUUGAUUUAGUGGAAACAGGCUGCACAAGCAGUCCUCAAAUGUCAUGUCAGGUUUUCAUUUGGGUAAAAUGUCCCUUUAGCAGAAUAAAGUAAGUUUCUUUGGGGUUGAGUGACACUUCAGUGGUCAUUUCUGCUGUCAUAGAUGCAAGCUCGGCCUAUAACCCCCUAAAGCAGGUGCUGACAUGGCCUUCCGUUGUGGGUUUUGCUGAAUUGUUAAAAAGUCUGCUUGUGUUUUAUAACUUCAGCUACUCCUGGGUCAAAUCACGAGUGAAAAUAAUUCAUAGGGGUUGUUUUUAAGAUGAUGUGGGCACCAGAUAUGUGGGUUUUCCAAUUGAGACCGUCACAGAAGAGAAGACUGAGCCGGCGUUGAGAUGAUUUUCCUGGGAUCGACCGUUCUCUGCGGCGCUCCUUGUUUCCGUGCGGCAAACUCGAUCUGUCUGGUGCUCCGAUCGGAUUAAAGUCAAAGCUGAUGAGUUACUGUUUGAUCCCAGGUCUCCUCCCAAUACGAAACUAAACACAAUAAGUCUCCUCUGCUCUGUCGCUAUUACAUCACCUUCGUCUUUUGUUUUCAUAAUGCAAUGCACACGUUAUGAAAUGUAUAUAGUGUAAAAUAAAAAUGGGUUUGUUUUACAUACUGUAUAAUUGCCUAUAUUUUGGUUCAGAAGUGUAACAGAUUUAUGAGAUGACAGGUUAACACAUUAAAAAGAAGGAAGUCGAA
Messenger RNA from Chelmon rostratus (copperband butterflyfish), 8078 nucleotides. RefSeq names its product mitogen-activated protein kinase kinase kinase kinase 3-like. Bases 109 to 3090 code for a protein of 993 amino acids. Gene Ontology annotation, biological process: protein phosphorylation. Gene Ontology annotation, molecular function: ATP binding; MAP kinase kinase kinase kinase activity. The record is from RefSeq and is a predicted model, not a curated record. The transcript has 35 exons. Lineage: Eukaryota; Metazoa; Chordata; Actinopteri; Chaetodontiformes; Chaetodontidae.